Molecule: messenger RNA, 1755 nt
Organism: Saccharomycopsis crataegensis
Lineage: Eukaryota; Fungi; Ascomycota; Saccharomycetes; Ascoideales; Saccharomycopsidaceae
Product: SUR7/PalI family protein
Exons: 1
Coding region: 1-1755 (584 amino acids)
Cellular component (GO): growing cell tip; cell division site; plasma membrane
Source: RefSeq, a predicted model, not a curated record
AUGCCAACUGCCGGCUUCCAUUCUGCCCCAGUGGUUUUUCAACUAGCGUCAUUCGCUAUUCUUUUGGUGGCUACCAUCACUGUCCCAGUCACCAGACUGUUGUCGCUUGCCAAAGUAAACGGUAUAAUCUUUGGAACCCUUGGUUACUGUACCGACUCUUUUACCUGCUCGAAAGCUGCCGCCACUUAUGACGCUUCCCAAAUAGGAGAUGCCUCAGACUGGAUCAUGGGAACCUCUGCCAGAUCUACCCUUUCAAAGUUAUUGAUCAUCAUCCCUAUUGCCUGUUUCUUUGCCCUUGUCACCUUGAUCUUGGCCAUCAUAUCCCAUUUCUGUUUGACUUCAGGUUUCUUGGUGGUUGAGUUGGUGGUCACCAUCAUAGCCUUUUUGUUGGCCGCUUUGGUGUGUAUCGUUAGCUUCUUAUUAUUUUAUCCCCACGUCACCUACGGAAGUUGGAUCUUGAUUGCCUCGGCAGCUUUAUCCUUAGUAUCAGUGGUCUUCAUAGUUAUGGCCAUGGCGUUUUCCAGCAGAGAAAACGAUGCUUACGACAGUGAUGAAGAAGACCGUGGCGUCAUGAUCGAUAAAGUCGACAAUAAUAAUAACCUUUUCAGCAAUUAUGCGUCGAUCCCUCAACCUCCUCCAGCACAGACUUUCAUUGAUGAUGUUAAAGACGAUGAAGAUGAUGAUGAAGAUGACGAAAAAAAAUACGGUGCAUUCAAAACCACCACAAAAUCCGUCAAUGAUGAUUCAUAUUUUGAAAAUAAAAGUAACCGUUUUGAAAAUGUUGCGCCAACCGAUUUCACGGCUCGUGAUAAUUUCUUACCUCCAGUUCCUCCUCCUCACUCUUCGCAUUCAAAAACCACCCCUUACCCAUCUGGCGACGAAUUCAAUUUCACCCCAGUACCUCAACCCGGCUUCCAUGAUGAUAUCAGUGGUAGCGAUAAUCUGUACCACAGUGCCAACAAUGGCCAGUCUCAACAGCAAUUCCCAGGUCCUUCGAAUGUCGUUCAACAACCUCCCAAUUCCGUCCCAUACAACCAAAAUAGAAUGGUUUCUUCUCAAACCAGAAUGGCCAGCUCUGUUUACCCUGAUAGUAUCACCGGUCAAGGCGUACAACCAUCAAACAACUAUUAUGAAAAUGAUGGUUAUUACAAUGAUGUAAAUAACAAUGGGCCAAUUGAAGAAGAUUUUGAUGGGCUUGACAACAAUUCCGAUUUCACUAGCGUAUCUCAAAGACCUGCCAAUCCUUUGUACUAUCAAAAUUCUCAACCAGGUGGACAGACAUAUCAGCAACAACAACAACAACAACAACAACAACAACAACAAGGUAAUCAGUAUAAUCAACAACAGUACCAACCAAAUAAUCAAAGGUACCAGCAAAACAAUCAACAAUUCCAACCAAAUAAUCAAAGGUACCAGCAAAACAGUGAACAAUUCCAACCAAAUAAUCAGCAGAAUGGGGGAUCUCAGUAUGGUGAAUCUCAGCAUGGCGGCUCACUGUACAAUGGUUCCCAAGCUGGGGGAUAUGCUCCACAACAACCUCAAAGACCUCCACAACAGAAAGGCCCUUCUAAAUCUGAUAUCAUUUUGAACUCCAACCCUGAAUUCAGCUUAGGAAACGCUGGUCGUCCAAGGCCUAAUUUCAAAAGACCUGUCGGUAGAACUAACCCAGGCGGUGGUUACAAAAGACCAGGUGUGAAUGCUGGAAUUGUGACCCCAGCAUCAUUGAGCGGCGAUAGUCCAUACAAUCUUAGAUGA